Molecule: messenger RNA, 1485 nt
Organism: Nipponia nippon (crested ibis)
Lineage: Eukaryota; Metazoa; Chordata; Aves; Pelecaniformes; Threskiornithidae
Source: RefSeq, a predicted model, not a curated record
GCAGGUCCUCAGAGGUGUUGGGUGCUGCUGAAGCCAUGUGGAUUAUUCCGGUGCUUGCUUUCUGCGGCCUCGCUGCAGCCGUGCCCUCGGAGGACAGGAAGCUGAGCGACAAGGCAACGACGCUGGCUGACCGCAGCACGACGCUGGCCUUCAACCUCUACCACGCCAUGGCGAAAGACAAGAACAUGGAGAACAUCCUGCUGUCCCCCGUGGUCGUGGCCUCUUCCCUCGGCCUCGUGUCCCUCGGGGGCAAGGCCACAACCGCCUCCCAAGCCAAGGCAGUGCUCAGCGCAGACAAACUGAACGAUGACUAUGUGCACAGCGGGUUGUCCGAGCUCCUGAACGAGGUCAGCAACAGCACAGCCCGCAACGUCACCUGGAAGAUUGGCAACCGUUUGUACGGCCCUGCCUCCAUCAACUUCGCCGAUGACUUUGUGAAGAACAGCAAGAAACACUACAACUACGAGCACUCCAAGAUCAACUUCCGAGACAAGAGGAGCGCCCUGAAAUCCAUUAACGAGUGGGCAGCCCAGACCACGGAUGGGAAACUCCCAGAGGUCACGAAAGACGUUGAGAAAACUGAUGGGGCCCUCAUUGUCAACGCCAUGUUCUUCAAGCCUCACUGGGAUGAGAAGUUCCAUCAUAAGAUGGUGGACAACCGUGGCUUCAUGGUGACCCGUUCCUACACUGUGGGAGUUCCCAUGAUGCAUCGCACAGGUCUCUACAAUUACUAUGAUGAUGAGACAGAGAAGCUCCAGGUGGUAGAGAUGCCACUUGCUCACAAGCUCUCCAGCAUGAUCUUUAUCAUGCCAAACCACGUGGAGCCUCUGGAGAGGGUUGAGAAACUGCUGAACAGGGAGCAGCUAAAGACCUGGGCUGGCAAGAUGAAGAAGAGAUCAGUGGCCAUCUCGCUGCCUAAAGUUGUCCUGGAAGUCAGCCAUGACCUUCAGAAACACUUGGCUGAUCUGGGCCUGACAGAAGCCAUUGACAAAACCAAGGCUGACUUGUCAAAGAUCUCCGGCAAGAAAGACCUUUACCUGUCCAAUGUCUUCCACGCCGCUGCUCUUGAAUGGGACACCGACGGGAACCCCUACGAUGCCGACAUCUAUGGCCGAGAGGAGAUGAGGAACCCCAAGCUCUUCUAUGCCGACCACCCCUUCAUCUUCAUGAUCAAGGACAGUAAAACCAACUCCAUUCUCUUCAUCGGCAGGCUCGUAAGGCCCAAAGGGGACAAGAUGCGUGAUGAGUUGUAGUUAGGUUGGGGUUUUUUUUUCCCAGAGCUUUGGUUUGUGUGUUUUUUAGUGGGGGAUUUCAAAAAAGGGGAAACACUAUUUUGUAUCCUUCUCGAACUAUGGGUGCUAUUCAGACCAGGGUGCAUUGUGAUGAGAAACCAGCAUACACUUUACCUCACCCCAAAAUACUUAUUGCACAAACCCACCUCCAGAGAGGAACAGGGGAGCCUGGCACAAGAGGGUCACCAGGAGU